Molecule: messenger RNA, 502 nt
Organism: Perkinsus marinus ATCC 50983
Lineage: Eukaryota; Perkinsozoa; Perkinsida; Perkinsidae
Product: zinc finger protein MYND domain-containing protein, putative
Exons: 4
Source: RefSeq, a predicted model, not a curated record
AUGACUACCAGCGUUAUCAGUAGUCUAUAUCGGCCCAAGGGGGCUAAAUAUGAGUGCGAACUCUGUGGGAAGGAGGCGAAGAUUAGAUGCAACGAGUGUCCAACGUACUACUGUUGCCCGGAACACUUCGAUCACGAUUGGAGGGGAAUCCGAGAGCUCAUAGCCAAGGAUACGACUCUGUUGAGGGAGAGGACGCAAGCACUUGGUAGUGUUGAGGAAAGGGAGAGAGGCGAAGCGGAGCUGCUUAAUAUUAAGGAGGAAGUCCGACACAUAUGCUCGGAAACAGCGAAGGGAUUCCUUAUUCGAGAUGAGUGUUUCUUGGCCAUCCCUGGCGCCCUGCAAGCCUUGAAGCUCACGACUGAGCUCUUCGGAGCUACAUCGACUGAGCUCGUUGAUAGUUACCUCCUCUUAGCAGAGUGUAAUCUAGGAAUAGGUAAACUGAACGUGGCAGAGGAGUUUCUAGGCCUGGCAAAAUGGAUUAUACUGAAAAAUCCCGACGCUG